AUAAGGCAUUAACAUUUACAUGGACAGAUCAGUUUUCCUCUGAUUGUAAUAUCACCUUGAAUUGUUUGAUGUCUGUGUUGGGCGAUGUAGCAACAGAAAAUGGUGGUUUACCUCCUACACUAUAUAUUCAAGCUGAUAAUUCCCCAAAAGACAACAAAAAUAAAUAUGUGAUAAUAUUCCUAGCAAUGUUGGUGAAAAUGGAAAUUGUAAAAAAGAUAAAGCUGACAUUCCUCAUGGUGGGUCACACCCAUGAGGAUGUUGAUCAGUUAUUCAGUAGGAUUUCUGUUAAAGCUUCAAAAGAAAAGACAACAACCAUCCCAAGCCUUUUGGAUCUGAUCAAAAGGUCUUACACACCGCAACCUAUUGCAAAGCAUGUAGAAUCACUGUAUGAUUUCCGGGAUCAGAUGGCAUAUCCAUCCAGUCUAGCUGGAAUCAAAAGUCAGCACGUAUUCAAAUUGACAAAGGAUGGAGACAAAGUUUUCUUGGCAAUGAAAGAAUGGCCAUUGGAGUCAGCACCAUACAAAACAUUGGAGCUGACUAAUAUAUUACAGAAUCUCGACAUGCCGAGGAAGGUGGAACCAAACAUGGAAAAGAUUGGUGGUAUCAUACAGUUGAUGAGACGAGAUCUUCCAAAAUGGGUUCAAAAUGGAAAGUUAAACAGAGAAGAUGAACUUUGGUGGAUCAACUACCUAUCUACCCUCGAGAAAACAAGACGCCCUGCACCAAAGACUCCUUUGCCACAAAAUAUGGGACGUUACAAGAAACCACAACAUGAACAACCAGCUAUGGAAGGUAAUUUGUUGGCUGCGAUCAACAACCAUAUCCAGACUUUUGAGAGAAACACCGCAGUUAGGAUUGUUACACACCGACCACGGGUUUAAGUCCUCAAAACUAAUUCUAUUUUGUAUAUUUUAUAUAUUUUGUAUAUAUAUUUACCUCCUAGGAACAUUUGAUAGAUAAUCUUCUUAUGUCAUAUGAGCACCAAAUUUUGUGUCUAUAAAUGAAAUGACUUCUGUAUGUUUGUUUCAAAGAUUAAUUCGUAGAAACUUGUAGCUGCUGUCCUUUAGUGAAGACAGUUCAGCAUUUUAUAAGCAUGAUAAGUGACAACAUGUUUAAGCAGUUGACUGUAUGAAACUAAAUAUCAUUCACAUUAAUGUACAGUACUGUA
This is a messenger RNA of Mytilus californianus (California mussel), 1168 nucleotides long. RefSeq lists its product as uncharacterized. The transcript is spliced from 3 exons. Lineage: Eukaryota; Metazoa; Mollusca; Bivalvia; Mytilida; Mytilidae. The coding region runs from base 69 to 881 and encodes 270 amino acids. The record is from RefSeq and is a predicted model, not a curated record.